UUAUAUAUUAUUCUUCUCUUCAUAGGCUGGUUUGAGCAGAAUCUGGCCUUGUGCAGGAACCUCUGGUGCCCUGAAGUAGCAAUGGCAACUCUAGCUUCCAUGGCUGAUGAUUUGUACGAGGCCAUCAACAAUGGAGAUGUUGACACGGUUAUGGAUCUGUUGAAAAAAGGUGCCAAUGUGAACGUGCUUCCUUCAUGCGGGAGAACGGUGCUUGGACGUGCUGCACAGCUGGGUCACCUGGCCAUUGUGUGCCUGCUUCUGGACGCAGAAAAGUUCUACACAACGCCCGAGGAGGAAGAUGUGGACACAGAAAGCAUGUUCUCCCGCCUGACCUCCACUGCCAACCCAACUGCCACGCAGACUUCUGCCACAAGCUCCGCCUGUCCCCCCUUGGCCGCAGCCUCCCUGGUCACGACCUCAUCUUCUGUGUGGGCUGCCCUUCCCGUCUCUGCCGCGGCCACCGUGGCCUCGUCUUCGAACAUCCGUCCUUCCAUGGGGUCUACGCUCAAGAGCCCUCAACCACACAAGUGCUGUUCUCCCAGCAUAGACUCCGAGACUUGCACCUGUAGCGACGAGCUAUGGGGUUUAGAUUUAAGUGACACCAAUCAACACAGCGACUGGGAGCCUGGGCGCUGUGGUCAGGACCUCCCCAACAACAACAACGAGGACAACUCUGAAAUUGAGGUGGAGGGGGAGUUCAGUGCCCCUGUGUGCCCCCACCCUCCCACUCAGUACACCCCUAGUAACAUUGGCUACUAUGUGUAUGAGUACAGAGAGGAGGAUGAGGAUACAGGUGACUCAUCAGGUCCAGUUCUGUCUUCCACUGAGGACUCAGACUCUGCUCUGAUUGCUGAGAAGCGCCACCACCACCACCCCCACCGGCACUCAGCCUCUAUUCUCCUGCAGCGCACACUUGGCAGGGGAAGAGCCAACAUUGUGUCCUCUGACUCAGAGUUCGAGACCGAGCACCGCCGGAGGAGAAGACAUGCACGACACAAUCACAGGCCUCAUCGCCACGACAGAGAUCACGGACGUCACAAAACCCUAGUACACUCCCACCACUCAAGCCCAUGGCUUGCACAGCUGCACUCAGAGUACCUCUCCCUGGGGCUAAGUUCUCCCUGGUCCCUGAGGCGUAACUGUGACAUCAACCAGCAGGACGCCUAUGGCCGCUCUGCGCUGCACUAUGCCACAGAGCAGGGCCACACCUACAUUGUGCACAUGCUCAUCAAGUCAGGAGUUCACGUUGACACCCCUGAUGCAGAACACAUGACUGCCUUGCAUUUAGCUGCACAGCGUGGACUAGCAGAAGUUGUCAAUCUGUUGCUGGAGGGAGGUGCUAGGGUCAAUAACAAAAUGAAUGAUAAGAGUUCCCCCUUACACAUCGCCGCUUCUCGAGGCUACACGGACAUCGUGGAAACGUUGCUGGACCGAGGGGCGAAAAUUGACUCCCUGGACAGUUCUGAUCGCACACCACUCAUCCUGGCCGUCUCAAGGUCUCAUUUCAAGGUUGUACAACUCCUGCUCAAGAGAGGGGCCAAGGUCAACAUAGAAGAAAUUCAUGGGUACACACCCUUGUGCGAGGCUGUCUGGCACAAAGACCUCAAGCUUGUGCAAAUGCUACUUACUGCGGGGGCAAAAGUUACCCAGUCACACUACCUUCUUCAUUAUGCUGUACUUCACAGGCACUAUCAGCUCGCAGAACUACUCCUAGGUGCAAGGUGCAUUGUGAACCUGAGAGACGACAAUGGUGAUACUCCACUUAUCAUAGCUGCACGGACAUGUCAGCCUUCUGUUAUGAAGCUCUUGUUGAAACAUGGUGCUAAUGCCAACUACCCCAAUGGCUUAACGGGCACAACACCACUCCAUGAAGCCAUUGCAACACCAGAUUCCCUAUUUAGUGAUUUCUGGGUGAUGUUUUCCCUUCUGCGCUCGCAUGGUGCCAAGCUUGACAUAGAGACAGUGACAGCAGGAGACACGCCUCUAUACCGGGCCUUGCUCAUGGAGAAGAAUAAGGUUGCUGCUCUCCUCAUCAGACAGGGAUGCAAUGUAAACCACCACACACCAGCAGCAACCCCAGACUACCUGCACAUGACAGCUCUGAGAGGUCAUGCCCCACUGGCAACACUGCUGAUACUGGCAGGAUUCAAGCUAUGGCAAGCACAGUGGCUGACGGAAAGCACCACCCCUGGAUCACUCCAGUCGCGACUAGCUGUUGUUAGGUCUCAGCCUCUGACCCUGGCUGACCUCUGCCGAAUCUACAUCCGCCAGCGGCUGGGGGACCGGAUCCAGGUUGCUCUCGAGGCGUCUCCCCUUCCGCCAAGAGUGAUAAGGUUUCUGAUGCUGGAGGAUGUGGCUGAAGUUGACCUGUGAUGAAUUUAGAAUUUAGAUAAUCUACACUUUAUUUAUUUUAUUUUUAUUUAUUUAUUUUUUUCUCAAUUACGUUUUUUCUUGUUAUUUUAUUAUGGAGUAAUAUUACGUUCAUAAUUUUACUUUCCUUUCUUUAUUUUCAUUAUUGUUAUAGUUAUGAUUUUAAAAGCUUUUCUUCAACAGUGAUAGUAGCAGCUGCUGGAAUGUUUAUUUUAGGAAUAAGGAGUCAGACUGUCAGUUAUUCAUAGCAAAAAUUAUGAUUUAACUAAAUGGUUCUGCUGUAACCUAAUGCAGAAAUAUUCCUUUUUUGUGUAUUAUUUCGUAUCUUUCGUUUUCACUUUCUCCUCCAAUAUAUAUUUUUUCCUUCUGCCAUUUCUUCUCAUUCUUUGUUUUCUCUACUUCUAUCAUCUUUCUUAUUCUUUUUCUCUCAUCUCUUAUAUGUAAUUCUUUUAUUUGCUUCUUCAUUUCAUCAUUCCUUUUCUCUGUCCUCCUCACUCUCUUCUUCCUCUUCUUCUUUCUCUUUUUCUGCUCCAUCAUUGAAUGAACCUCAUUGCUAGAUUGCCCUAACAACAGAUUGAGUAAGAGCAAUGUUCCUAAGGAAUUCAAAAGGUGCUUCAUUUUGCAUGGUAGGCGGGAGACACAGUACAGUGUGCAUGUUUUUGAAUCUCAUGUUAUUUAUGGAGGCCGUUUUAAGGAUCCGUGAUUGUUUUUAGGUAUAAGUAAAGAUUUUAAAGACAAUGAAACUGGAGAUCUUUUAUAAUCAUAUAUAUUUAUAUAUAUACAUACACACACUAACUCAUACACUGCCAAAGUUGUGUUGAUGCAGUUUAACUAAAAAAAAAAAAAGCAAGACAAAAAAUGAAUGUUUCUUUUUUAACCAUUACCUUUCUUAGUGCAUUAGCUGGCUAUACACUAUUUAACACCAUUUAAGUUCUUUCUCUUAUUUUUAGAACAAGCUAUGCCAAAGAAAUUAGAAAUUGCACCAGAUAAAGUCAUCUUAGUUCUGACAACAAAUAAAAAUUUAUAUAUGGAAAUGGACAUCUAUUCAUAUUACAAGAGGGGGAAAAUGCACCAAUUUACAACCUGCAAGGUUUGUCUGAUCAACAUGACUUCAAUAUUAUUAACCUCAACACUGCAUUAGCUUUUAACACACGACAUUCUGCCUUUGCUUUAUGCACAAUAAAAUGCAUGUUGCUAAGUUCCAUUACCAUUUUUGCUAAGGAAAGUUUCAAGGGAUUCUUCAUAUGUUAUUGUGACAAUUAUUGCUGCAGUUUUUGUGAGUAACAAUGAAUGGGGUGUCAUAUUUUGUACACUAAUAUUACCCUCUUCCGUUUAAUAACUAACGUUGAAAUGUAUGACAUAAUUUGCUUUAGGUAUAAUUUUAAUAUUGGUGUUAUUGUUACUGUUGUUGAUAUUUUUUUUAAAGUUAUCAUCAUUAGCAUUAUUAAUAUUAUUUUGUUUUCAUUUUCAUUUUUAUUGAUUUUUUUUUUUUUUUUUAUGGUGAUGUUUUUUAUUUAUGUUAUUAUCAUCAUUAUCAUCAAUAUGAUUAUUAAAAAUCAUUGUAUUAUAAUUUUUUAUUAUUAUUGUUGUUAUUUUAUAUGAUUACUCUGGUUAUCAUUUGCAAUUAUGAAAGCUAUUACUACUACUAACUGAUUAAGAUGAAGUACCAUCAUUUGUGAGUAAAGAAGAUACAAAGAUAUGGAGGAACAAGACCAGAAUGCACAGUUUGAAACAAAGAUCACAUAUAUAGACUUAAGGCAUAUUAAUGUCUUAUGUUAUUUGUUAGCUGUUAAGUCUUAACUUUUGUUGCUGUUUAUUGCCUAGUCCAAUUGAUUGAUGUUUUUGAUUCACAGUUAGCUGUUAGUUGGUGGGGUCUAAGAAAUGUAUAUAAUGUCAAGAUAUUUGAAAUAUUGAAAAGAGCCGUGUAACCUAUGUGAAUUAAUGAUUAGAUGAUAAUAAUAAGAAAAACACAAACUUCAACUGCAGUAGAAAAUGCUCCCAAAAAAAAUUACCAUAUCUGGUACAUAUCUGUAAAAAAAAAGGAAAGAAAAAAAAAACGUAAACUGUAAACCAAAUGUUUAUUGUAUUUGUGGAGAAGCAAAGAAAAUUAUGCAGCAUGUAUUUUAAAUGUCACUCAACACCCAUUUUAUAAAUUCUAAAAGCUUUUCCAAAAUGAUGGUAACUGUAAUUUGUAGAGAAGGUGGUACUGCAUUUCCAUUGCCAAUAUACUAUAUUAAAGAAGGUAUUUUAUUGAUGGCAUGGUACUAUUUGAGAUGUUUUAGAUCUAGGAAUAAAAUAAUUGUUUCUCCAAAAUACAUAGAAAUGUUAUAAUGUAUUAACAGCAAAGGUGCAAAAAGUGUUAUUCAGCUCAUGCAGAAAAACUUAUUGCUUGUGAAAAAUAGCAUAUGCCACACAGGAUGGCUUUAACAGAUGGGAAAGUAGAAACAUGUAAAUAUGUUACGAUGCCAAAUAUAUAUGGUAGUUUUGAAAGAAGGAAUUAUUUUGUUUUCACUUAUGGCUGUGUGCUUGCUGUACUUUGAAUAGUUACAUUAACUAGUUGAGAUACUAAUUUUUAAACCAAAAUUGUUCAGUCGAUAAGAGGCUACAGUUAAAAGUCAGUGCUCCUUUUAUACUGAUGUCAUAAAAUAAUAUAAGAAGUAAAACAUUACACCUGUAUGCUAAAAAGAGGUGUAGAUGUGACAUCUUGUUUGGUUAUGUAAAAACAUGCAAAUUCAUUGUAUAAACCACAUUGAAUACUAUCGCUUCACAGACAGACACAUAGUUAAAACACAGAAAUGAAGUGAUUUUCAGUUAUUUUUGUGCAUGCUCAUUGACUUUGGCCAGAUGAAAAGACAUUGUAGAAGAUACUGUUUAUAGUAAUGAAAGAAAUUACUUUCAGUAGUCUCUGUAAAUUUGACUCCCAUGUGAUGUCACACCAAGUACAAGAUUUAAAGCUGUGUUUGUAGAAUGUAAGAAUAGGAAGAUAACUUUAGCAGAGGCAGGUAAGAAUGAUGAUUUCAUUUUAGGGAAAGGAGAUUUUGAUUACUGUAAUUAUAUAUUAUCCAAAAAACAUUAUUUUAAUGUCUUUUCAGUUUGUGAUUGAUAAAUUUUUGUUUACAGGUAAGUGAACUGUGAUGCCAUGAUUAAUUUUAGUUUAUAUUGUUUGUCUGACAAGUUCAUGAAUUUCUUGUUAGCUAUCCAUCACAGCACAAGAACAGAGGAUAAAUAUAUUAUUUUAAUUAGCUGUAGGAAGAGCAUUUAUUUCACAUUAAAAAAAAUAGUUUUGACUUUUCAGGAAUAUUCAGUAUAAGAUUCUUGGUACUGUAAAGCUAGGGAACUGAGAUAGUGAACAAUGCAAAUGAGAUUCAGAUAGACAGAUAAUUUGGGGAAAUAGGCAGAGAAAGGAGACAAAGACAGGAAAAGGCAGCAAGAGACAGACAUGGCAAAAGAACUUAUUGCUGAGUAAAGGAAAGUAGAUGGAUGGAGAAGGGACACAAAGCUGCUAAAGGGUAUCAUACAGAGUUUUGCUAAUAUGAUAAUUAUUAACCCAAAGGCCCCAGGAAAAUGUUAUGUUCACUGUAGUGUUGCAAACUUGUGACCUCAUUUGAUUUCACAUUUCCAUGAGUUUUUUUUUUUCUUUUCUUUUCUUUUCUUUUUUCUUUUUUCUUUUUAAACUAAUUCUAUCAAUAUCAGUGCUGUUAUUUUUACUACAGACUUUUAAAUUAUUGUAGUGUUAUUGACAUUACUAACAGCAAUUUGAGAUACCAGAAAAUACUUUUGAAAUUCAAGGAAAAGGGUAAACAGGUGAGACAGGUAAUACUAGUAAUUGGCUCAUGGGUGACUUUGUAAUUCUGGAGCAAAGUAUGUGUAAAGACAAUUAAUUUAACUUACAGUGAGCAUGGCAUUUACCUACGUGCCAUCCCUGGCGGCUUGGGAUUAACAUGCCACAGUGAUGAGAAUUAUACCCAAUCAGUAUAUCAUAGAGCAGUCCUUGGGCCUUUUACAUGAGUUGCCAACUGAUGCCAAAUAUGCAUGUCUUUCAGUUUGAGAAUUAUUAUUAUUAUUGUUAUUAAAAAAAGGUUUAGGUGAAUUUAAGAUAUGAUAAAGAUAUAUAGGGAAAUUCCAAAGAAUUCUGAAACACCACAGCCAGCACCUGUGCCGUGUGUUCUCAAAAUUGCUCAAAAUUGUGUGCACUAAAUAUUCGUUUGAUGCUUUGGGCCUAACUGAUAUGUAGCCUCUCAAAAGUAGGUUUAAAGUUGUCUUAAAGUCAUAUUUUCUUAGAAAUAAGUGUGUGCAGGGAAAUCUCAUCACGAAUGGGAUAAUUCACACACAAUAUGAAAAAUUUACAAACUGUAAGGAGAAGAAUUUUUAUUGAUUUUGUUCUCUAUUUAAAAAUUCAGUUUUACAGUCCUUUCAUUUGGUAAUAUCCCAUAAGCCUCUUGAUCUUAUGGGAGAAAUCUUCUCAGAAUUGUUAAAUUUUGCAUUUAUGUCCAUCUUAGAGUCAGAUGGUUCCCGACUUGUUAUUCAUGAAGUUUGAGCAUUAGGGAUAAGCCUUUCAACUGAUUAAAGAAUAGGAAAUACUAA
Penaeus chinensis is the source of this 6954-nucleotide messenger RNA. RefSeq names its product FYVE zinc finger domain protein UPA1-like. The record is from RefSeq and is a predicted model, not a curated record. The transcript has 12 exons. Gene Ontology annotation, molecular function: protein binding. Bases 82 to 2373 code for a protein of 763 amino acids. Lineage: Eukaryota; Metazoa; Arthropoda; Malacostraca; Decapoda; Penaeidae.